Molecule: messenger RNA, 2321 nt
Organism: Phlebotomus papatasi
Lineage: Eukaryota; Metazoa; Arthropoda; Insecta; Diptera; Psychodidae
Gene: Ugt50B3
Product: UDP-glucosyltransferase 2
Exons: 8
Coding region: 501-2045 (514 amino acids)
Molecular function (GO): UDP-glycosyltransferase activity
Source: RefSeq, a predicted model, not a curated record
AGCUCACCACACUGUCAAGUAUCGAGUCAGAUGCUAUUCGAGCCACCAGCUGGCCACAAGAGCCUCCUGCAAGAGAUUUCUGGUCUAUAUAUCGUGGGAUUUUUUUUGUUAAAUAGGGAUCUCCUGCUGUGUGAGUUCGGUGUUCAGUGGAAUUAAAAGUGUGGAAUGUUCUUCUGUGAAGUUAAAUAAAUUUUCUGAAAUCAAUUGUGAUGAUUGGGUGAUACAUCUUCAUGAAGAAUUUUCCUAAAGGAUAAUCCCUGGUGAAAUGUUUUGCUGAAAAGCACAAGUGCGCUGCAAAUUUCCUUUUGUUCUGGUGCUUUUUGAAAAAGAAAUACUUUAAUGUUUUAUGAAUUUUCACAUUAAGUGCAUCUUAUCAGAAUUAAUCGUGCUUCUCUGGCCUCUGAAGCCACAACUCGCUACACAACAACAUCGUCGAAGCGACAACAAUUUGGUUGUUUGGUUUCUUUUCGGGAGAGAAAGUGUAAAAGGCUGAAUCAGUCAUGAGAUUAUCCUGGAUAAUCUUGUCAUGGAUUCACAUAUCAUUGACCCUGGGAGCUGAUAUUCUCAUGGUUACAAUGGGUGGAACAAAGUCACACAAAGCUAUUUUCAUGGAAUUAUCCAAAGGACUCAUUCCCAGAGGUCACAAUGUAACAUUUCUCAAUGGAUUUCCGGCUGAUUCUCCUAUUGCUGGUCUCCAGGAGAUAACGCCAUCAGGACUCGUGGAAUACAUUCAGAACUACACAAAUUGGGAUCUUCUUGGUGCUAGAAUGCGAGGUGAUAUGCCAAUUGGAUUCUGGGAUGUUGUCAGAUAUCCGUAUGAGUCCUGUGAAGCAAUGCUGAGCGAUGGUGAGACUAAGGAUCUCCUCAAUCGUCAUUUUGAUCUUGUGAUCCUCGAUGGAGCCUUCCCAGAGUGCGCCCUUGCUAUGGUGCAUAAAUACCGAGUACCUUUUAUGUUUGUCAACACUGUGGGCUUCUACACAGGAAGUCUCUCGCUAGCUGGCAAUCCUGUUCCAUACUCCGUAACUCCUGCUUUCUUUGCUGCUCUCACCGACGACAUGACCUUCUGGCAGAGAGCCUUCAAUGCUCUUCACUACAUUUUUGUCAGCAUCAUGCACCAGCCCAUUAUGACACUUGUUAGCCGCGUGGCGAGAAAUCACGUUGGAGCUGAUAUGCCUCAUCCCUAUGAUAUGGCUAAAAAUGUUAGCUUCAUCCUCCAGAAUGGACAUCCAAGUGUUUCCUAUCCCCGUCCCUUCCUUCCAAAUGUCGCUGAAAUAGCCUGCAUUCACUGCAAACCAGCUGGACCAUUGCCCAGGGAUUUAGAAGACUUUAUUGCUGGAGCAGGAGAGUCUGGCUUCAUCUAUGUAUCAAUGGGAUCUUCAGUGAAGGCUGCCAACAUGCCUGAACACCUUCGUCUGAUGCUCGUUCAGACCUUUGCCCGGCUUCCUUACCACGUUCUCUGGAAAUGGGAAGGUGGUACUGCUGGGAUGCAUGAUCUCCCACCAAAUGUCAAACUCGGACGAUGGCUACCUCAGCAAGAUAUCCUUGGGCAUCGAAAGCUAAGGGCUUUCGUGACCCAUGGUGGAUUGCUGAGUAUGUAUGAGAGUGUGUACCAUGGAAUCCCCGUCGUGACAAUGCCCGUGUUUUGCGAUCACGACUCCAAUUCCGCCAAGGCCGAGGCGGAUGGUUACGCAGUGAAACUUCCACUUGAGACUCUCACAGCGGACAAAUUGGUGAAGGCGAUAACGCAGGUGAUUCAUGAACCACGCUACAGGAAUGCUGCAAAGAAGCGACAGCGAUUGCUGAGAGACCAAAGAAAUCCACCUCUUGAGACAGCAAUCUACUGGAUUGAGUAUGUUUUGAGGCACGAUGGAGCGCCCCAUUUGAGGACACCGGGCAGAAAUUUAUCCUGGGUUCAGUACUACAUGCUGGAUGUGAUGAUUGUGUGCUUUGCCAUUUUGGCUGUCUUCAGGCACCUCCUCAAGAGAAUCUCUUGCUCAGUUCAGGUUCAUCCCGUGAGUGAAGUGAGAAAAGAGAAGAUUCACUAGAGAGAGGCUCCUAUUUAAUUGCCUUGUUUUUGGGUGGGAUUGUACCAAAAAGUCACCUGUGGAGUGGAAUGGGAUGGGAUUUUCUCUUCAACUUUACCCUCUUUUAUCUUAUAAUCUCCUCCCUUUUCUCAACAAAUUUCUAUUCUAAAAAAACAAAUCUGUAAAUAGUCCUCUGUUUCUUUUAGUGUUAAUUGUUGUGUAAGUUGUGAUGUAUUUUUUUUGUAAUGUAUUUGAACAAAAACACGAUGAUGGAUGAAGAAAAAAAUGAAAUUACUA